GACCACUAUGGGCUCUUCCAAACAUAUCCAAACUCAUUCCCAUUGUACAACCCUGACGAAAUUACCUCCCUUGCCCACCUUUCUGACUCAACACACUUCGCAAGUGCACAGCAGCCAGCAGCAGGUAGGCCCUGGUGGUCUGGUUUUGGCACUUCAAUGAAAACACCGACAGAGAAUUUCUUCGUACCAUUUCUGAAUGCAACUAUAUAUCGCUUAAUGUGUUGGUUUCAUGGAGGAUCAACUAUGAAAUCCCUCACUGAACUCGAUCGCCUCGUCAACAAAGUCAUCCUCGCAGAGGAUUUUGAUAAGGCAGAUCUGCAAGGAUUUCAAGCUUCGAAGGAACUGGAACACCUGGAUAAUUAUCAGGGUGAUCCAGAGGACAUAUGUUCAUCAUUUUCAACAGCUGGUGGAUGGAUAGAGACAUCGGUCAAGAUCCGAUUGCCUGCUGAUGGUGUUGAGCAUCCUUCAGAGGAAUGUGCCCCUGAAUUCAAUGUACCAGGACUCUUCUACCGCCGUCCAUUAGAGGUCCUCAAAACUGCCUUUCGUGAAGCUUCAGCUGAACAGUUUCAUCUCACACCAUUUGAAACCUCCUUCCAAGCAUCGCCCAAUGAACCUGCAGAGCAUGUGUACUCAGAACUGUACAUGUCCCCAGCUAUGAUCAAUGAGCAUCACAAGAUUGCAUCUACACCUAGAGUUGAUGGCUGUACCCUCGAGACGGUAGUUGCCUCAAUCAUGCUGUGGUCGGAUUCAACACACCUCGCUAGUUUUGCACCACAUUGUUGUGGCCCAUAUAUAUGUAUUUUGGGAAUCAGUCAAAAUAUGUUCGGGGCAAGCCAUCGUGCUUCGCUGUGCACCAUCUUGCCUAUAUUCCUAAAGUGA
Messenger RNA from Suillus bovinus, 879 nucleotides. RefSeq lists its product as uncharacterized. NCBI's taxonomy places the organism in Eukaryota, Fungi, Basidiomycota, Agaricomycetes, Boletales, Suillaceae. The annotation marks the transcript as partial. The transcript has a single exon. The record is from RefSeq and is a predicted model, not a curated record.